GUUGGAAACCUCGCGCCCCCAGUGGUCUGGACUGGGGUCUCUGCCCCUCCCAGGGGCGGUGGUCGAGUGACGUCACUGUCUCUUUAAGACCCCGUCUCCGCCCCUUCCCCACACUCGCGGCUCUUACGAAUCUCUGCGGGGUCCUACCUGCUCAGUGCAGCUCCUUUCAGCCUCAACCUCACCAUGGCCUCUGCUGGUCUGCAAAUCCUGGGGAUCGUCCUGACGUUGCUUGGAUGGGUGAAUGCUCUGGUGUCCUGCGCCCUACCCCUGUGGAAGGUGACCGCCUUCAUCGGCAAUAGCAUUGUGGUGGCCCAGGUGAUAUGGGAGGGGCUGUGGAUGUCCUGUGUGGUGCAGAGUACAGGCCAGAUGCAGUGCAAGGUGUACGACUCAAUGCUGGCACUGCCCCAGGACCUGCAGGCUGCCCGAGCCCUCUGCAUCAUCACCCUCCUCAUUGCCCUGGUGGGUCUGCUGAUCUACCUCGGUGGGGCCAAGUGUACCACAUGUGUGGAGGACAAGGACUCCAAGGCCCGACUGGUGCUCACCUCUGGGAUUAUCUUUGUCAUCUCAGGGGUCCUGACUCUGAUCCCCAUCUGCUGGACGGCCCAUGCUGUCAUCCAGGAUUUCUACAACCCUCUGGUGGCAGAGGCCCAAAAGCGGGAGCUGGGGGCCUCCCUCUACCUGGGCUGGGCAGCUUCAGGCCUUUUGUUGCUGGGUGGGGGGCUCCUGUGCUACACCUGCCCCUCUGGGGGGUCCCGGGGCUCCAGCCAUUACCUGGCCCGAUACUCAGCAUCUGCCCCGCGAGCCAACUCUCAGGGGCCCUCUGAAUACCCCACCAAGAAUUACGUUUGAUGUGGGUAGGGGAAUGGGAACUCCCUUGACCAUGGAGCUUACCCCAUGAGCUGGAGUCAUCAGAUGCAUGACAGUUUCUGGGUUGCUUUUAUCUUGUUUUUCCUUUUUAUUGGGCAAGGGAGAUAUUUUUCUUUUAAUCCAUUUAAUAAACACCGAACCAAGAAGAAACUCAGUCUCUCACCUGGGUUCUGCUGCUGGCAUUUCUCACCUUUGGAUGAUGAAACCAAGAAGGCAGCACUUCAGAGUUUCUGGAUCUUUCUCCACCUUGGACAUCCCCAUCUUAGAGGCCAACCUGGAGCUGUGGCCCUUGGGUGAAGGCUGCUUGCUGGCCAGGUGCUUUGUGACAAAAGGUGCUUUGAUGGUCUGUCCCCAAGAGUUCCUGCUGCUGUUGGGGCAGGGCCUCCCUGGGCUUCCAGGGAUACGCCCUGCCUUGUUGGUAAGGCCUCUGGAACUCCAAAGGCUCUUGAGCCUCAAGUAGCCUUGAGAAGAGCGGGUGAUAAGUUACCAAAAAGCGCCUACCUCCAAAGAUUUCUGACCUCUGGCUCUUCCAUCCUUUCCCAGAGUUGCUUCCCAGCCAUGCUGUAGACCCCUGACCUUCUCAUCUCCAGGCUCUGCACACUUCUGCCAUGCCACACCCACACUCACCAGUUUUUACUAAAUAAAGUGUGUUUCGUUUUGUUACUUGC
This is a messenger RNA of Miniopterus natalensis, 1535 nucleotides long. RefSeq names its product claudin 6 (gene CLDN6). The record is from RefSeq and is a predicted model, not a curated record. Gene Ontology annotation, molecular function: structural molecule activity. Gene Ontology annotation, cellular component: bicellular tight junction; membrane. Lineage: Eukaryota; Metazoa; Chordata; Mammalia; Chiroptera; Miniopteridae.